AUGGGUACAGGGGCCUCCUGCGGUGGUAAAGAUGAUGUGAGGAAAAGAAAAUCAUCCCCAUUCCAACAAGGAGAAGAAAAACAACAACAUCAUCAUCAUCAUCAAUCCCCAUUUCACCCACCGCAGUAUGCGGAGGUUCAUUUUAACCGAAUGGACGGUGUCUGGCGGGAGCGGAUGUUAGAGGCGGUGGAUGGAGAUCCAGUGGCCGUCACCCGCGACUUUCCACGCAUUCCUGUUUACGUCGCCACCCACACACAUCACAACUACUGCGAAGAUGAUGGAGAGCAACAAGAUGCGAACAACAACAAGAGGAAGAAGAAGAAGAAGAAGGAAUAUCAUAAUGAUAUGGAUAGGGCUCAGGAUACAGUAGACGCUAAAGAAGGCAAACGACAUUAUCCAGAUGAAAAUCCGAAAGAAGAUGAUUAUAAUAAUGGUAAUAAUAAUAAUAAUAAUAAUGAUGUGGAAUUACUUGCCACGAGAAAUCAACGUGUACGCACGGCGGUGGGAUUUUUGAUGGAGUUGUGUGGUGAAGAUGCGAGUGGGAUGUACACCGCGUGGAGUACACAUGCGGCCCGUGUAGAUGUGGCAGAUGCCAGUGCCCUCUUAUUGGCUGUAUUGCUGGAGAGUGGAAUGAUGCGGGCAGAGACGCUGCAAUCGGAAAAGAAAACAAACACGCAAAUAGAAACAACAACAACAACAGAAACAAGAGAAGUUGGGAAUCCACCUAAUUAUGGUACAGUGGAUGCUGUGACUCGAUCCUCUCCUCAUUAUAAGGUGGAGAGUAAAGCACUUCGCUUAAUGCAGUAUAUGGUACAGUCUGUGGUGUUCUGUUCUAUUCAGUGGAUAACGGAAUUACUACGUUUCCCUUGGUGUAAGCAUAUACAAGAUGUCGCCUGGACUGUACAUGUAUUUACAGAGAAGAAAGAUAUCAUGGAUGGUGGUGCUGAUUAUAGCAAUAUGAAUAGUAAUAGUAACAAUGAUGAGACAAGGACGACGGAGUUCAUUGUUCUUCAGCAUAAACAGACACUACGUCAUUAUGUAGAACCCCGUGAACUUCGUCAUAAACCACGUUUUGAGAUUGACUGGUCGUGUAGUAUUGUGUUUAAUCCGCAGUAUAUAUUAUGUGGAGAUACGGCGAAGGAAGUGUAUGAUGUUCGCACGGAAGUAUUUGCGGCACGUGUGGAGCGGCCGCAGCGAAGAUUUUGUUUGAUUUCCUCCGAUUGGCGUCAACGGCGGCAUGAACUCGCAGAGCGGCUGGAGGAACAUUUUGGCGUUCCAUUAGAAGAAGUUUCAACACUAAUGCAACGGCAGCCAGACGGGCGAAGAUAA
Messenger RNA from Trypanosoma theileri, 1329 nucleotides. RefSeq lists its product as uncharacterized. The transcript has a single exon. Lineage: Eukaryota; Euglenozoa; Kinetoplastea; Trypanosomatida; Trypanosomatidae. The coding region runs from base 1 to 1329 and encodes 442 amino acids. The record is from RefSeq and is a predicted model, not a curated record.